Oryza sativa Japonica Group (Japanese rice) is the source of this 1562-nucleotide messenger RNA. Its product is annotated as heavy metal-associated isoprenylated plant protein 45. Gene Ontology annotation, molecular function: metal ion binding. Lineage: Eukaryota; Viridiplantae; Streptophyta; Magnoliopsida; Poales; Poaceae. The record is from RefSeq and is a predicted model, not a curated record.
UCCGCUAGCGCUAGUAUUUAUACGCCUAGUUAGUCUCCGCGAUCUUCUCCGAUAUAUCGUGCACAUCCAUAUCCACGCGCACACGCAGCCGGCUGGAAGGAAGAAAAAAUGCUGCGGUUCUGGAGGACGCAGAGGAGCGUCACGUCGUCAGACGCCUUGUCUAUCGUGGAGAUGAACGUCCACAUGGACUGCGAGGGCUGCGAGAAGCGCGUGAGGAAGGCCAUGUCCCGGCUCGAAGGCGUGAGCACGGUGGAGAUCGACAUGGACACGCAGAAGGUGACGGUGACGGGGUACGUGGACCGGCGGGAGGUGCUCCGGGCGGCGCGGCGGACGGGGAGGGCGGCGGAGUUCUGGCCGUGGCCGUACGACGGCGAGUACUACCCGUUCGCGAUCCAGUACCUGGAGGACGACACCUACAUGGCGACGCACAAGUACUACGUCCACGGCUACAACGCCCCGGUGAUCGGCUCCUACCCCAACCACGCCUUCACCCACAUCGUCGACGACCACGCCCUCGCCUUCUUCCACGACGACAACGUCCACGCCUGCUCCAUCAUGUGACCUAAAAUAUAAUCUUAUUUAAAAUCCUACAUGCCAGCGACAGAUACAUAUCUGACCAAAUCGAACAAGCUAAGUGACCUAAUUAGUGGUGCAAAAUAAGAGAUGAAAAACCAAAUCUAACUUCGUCGAUCAUCUAGUAAUGGUCAAGUAGUUGCUCAGCAAUCCAACGUGCAAAGAGUGUGGUGAUAUGAUAGACAAAUUAACGAAUAGGAAUUAAGGUCGAACUAAGCUUAUCAAUCGACAAGUUGUUCUUAAUUAAUUGCACUAUGCGACCCUUUUUCUUAUGAACAUGAAUUAAAAGGAAGGGAGCAGUAGAACUGGAUUGCUAAUUAACCCGCUAUCCUUUUGAAUUGACUAUUCGACGGGCAUCUGCAUGGUAUCGAUGCUUGCUGUUGACAGCACAAGGGGAAGAAAAGGGUGGCCCUGAAAAUUUUCAACUGUUGAUGCUAGCUAGCGGCUGAUCUCGCUGAGGUAUCUGUGCCAGUAAUUUUUGUCUGCGGAUAGGACAACAUGGAGAGGAUGACUAGGAAAAGGAGCACUGUUCAAACUAUCCAAAUGUCUCCAACCAAAAGUGAUGACCCAUCCUUGCAUAUGUGCGCAUCAGUGCAUAUGUUCUUAUGCUGGUGUGGGGUGAAGAUUCUGGUGUGAGGGGCAAACGGUGACAACGGAAAAGAAGGUUCGAAUAUACCCUGUUCCCUGAUUACAAAUACAGUUAUGAGUUCUGACCAUUGGAUUGUAUACAUAUGACAAAAAGAGAGUAAACUUCAGUUCACACAUCAGACCAAAUUGAGUACAGGUGCUACCAGUAUUUGGCUUUCGAAGAUAUUUUACAUUGGGACAGCGAGAGGAGUAAGUUCAGUUCACACAUCAGACCAAGUUUGAUGCAGCUGCUCAAUGCUCUGUUUGUUCGUUUUGUCAGGGAAUAUGGGCUAACAGUGACCCAAUCUGGAUUGGAUUCCUAUCAAUAAAUAAACAAAUAAAUCUGGAUUGGAUUGUGGAAA